Messenger RNA from Aspergillus nidulans FGSC A4, 225 nucleotides. RefSeq lists its product as uncharacterized. The coding region runs from base 1 to 225 and encodes 74 amino acids. NCBI's taxonomy places the organism in Eukaryota, Fungi, Ascomycota, Eurotiomycetes, Eurotiales, Aspergillaceae. The transcript is spliced from 3 exons. The record is from RefSeq and is a predicted model, not a curated record.
AUGAGAUUGAUGGCAACGGCGAAGAGUGAUGGAGACUGGCAGCAGGACACCAGGAGGGCACGGGGAGGGGCAUUUCUCAGUCCCGCGAGUCGGCUCUCAGUAGUCGUAGUCAGUGGUGAUGCUGGGCAGGUCUGGAUGGAGAGAUGGAUCCGGGGAGAACCUUACAAUCAACAUAAUACCACAUACAACGGCUCUGUCAAGAGGGCAGCUCCUUCCAUGGACUGA